This is a messenger RNA of Zea mays, 2584 nucleotides long. Its product is annotated as mitogen-activated protein kinase kinase kinase 3. The coding region runs from base 233 to 2299 and encodes 688 amino acids. The transcript has 11 exons. Gene Ontology annotation, molecular function: MAP kinase kinase kinase activity; ATP binding. Gene Ontology annotation, cellular component: cytoplasm. Gene Ontology annotation, biological process: protein phosphorylation; MAPK cascade. Lineage: Eukaryota; Viridiplantae; Streptophyta; Magnoliopsida; Poales; Poaceae. The record is from RefSeq and is a predicted model, not a curated record.
ACACCGCGCGCGCACAGGCGCACAGCACGACACACGCGCGCGCACCGCAUACAAGGGUACAAGACCGAACGCGCAGCGCGGGCAGAUGCUCGUAGUCGAGUCGUGGAAUCGUUGCGCAUAUCGAUCACCGGGACCUAAAAACUCGGCUUCUCCCUCUCGCGCCUCGGGGGUCGAGCUCCAGCUCCAGCUCCAGCUCCCGCGGCCGCGGUGAGGAACGGAGCACCAGAAGGCGAUGCCCUUUUGGUGGCCGAGGAGGAGGUCCAGGCCGAGCUCCAAGCGCAAGGACGGGCCCGUGCCGGCCUCUGCCUCGGCUUCCUGCUCGCCUCGCUACUCUGUCGUCGUUCCCCCCACCGCGUACGCGUCCGCUAGCGCGUCGCCGUCGGCCCAGUGGGAGCGGGCGUGGACGCGCAGCCUCGUCUCCCUGGCGCCGCGGGGCGCAGCAGAUAGGGCUGCCGCCGCUGCCGUUACUCUAUGCGGCGGCGGCGGGUCAGGACCCGGGGGAGCGACGGCCGGGCUUGGGCGUGCUUUACCGCUCCCGCGCCCCGUGUACAAAUCGGCGCCGGUUUCAAGCGGGAGCUCGUCGGAUUCAGACGAGGUGGUGGACAACACAAAUUUCAGGUGUGCGGAUCCAUUUGUCUAUCCUGGAGCAAGAACUGUGCCACCCGAUGCACAUAAGCGCACGGCAGAAGAAAAGCACCUUCUUUCAUGUAGUGCUCCGCCUCCGCGUGAGCACCAAAAGUUUUUUGAGGUGCCUGUCACCAAUGCCAGAAAAGUUCAUUUACAAAGCUACGAAGCUGCAACCAGUGGGACUACUUUGCGUGGUAGAAUGUUUCAUAAAAAUACACGUGCAAGAACAAGGAGUCUUUCCCCAGGCCCAAGAGGGCAUGAUUUUGCUUCCAGUUUUGCAAGUCCAAGAGACGUUGGAGUUAGUUCAAGGUCAGUGGUUAAAAGGAUGGAUGAUCUGAACAGUCGGUCCCAACCCUUUUUCGCGAGCAGUCUGUCUCAACCCUUGCCUCGUCCUCCAGCUCAUAUUGCUAGUUGUCUCAUUCCUUCAUCUCCCAUUGCUUCUGCCCAAUCUCAAUCACAGUGGAAAAAGGGGAAGGCGUUAGGUAGCGGCACAUUUGGUCAGGUUUACGUUGGAUUCAACAGUGAAAGCGGGAAGUUUUGUGCAAUAAAGGAGGUAAAAGUUAUUUUGGAUGAUUCAAAGUCAAAAGAACGCCUCAGACAAUUGAAUCAGGAAGUAGAUAUGCUUAGGCAACUAACACACCAAAACAUUGUGCAAUACUAUGGAAGUGAACUGACUGAUGAGGCACUGUCCAUCUAUCUUGAGUAUGUUUCUGGAGGUUCAAUUGAUAAAUUGCUUAAAUACUAUGGUCCUUUUAAGGAACCUGUGAUUCGUAAUUAUACGAGGCAGAUUCUUUCUGGACUUGCCUACUUGCAUGGUAGGAAAACUGUGCACAGAGACGUAAAAGGAGCAAACGUACUUGUUGGCCCAAAUGGCGAAGUCAAACUUGCUGAUUUUGGCAUGGCUAAACAUAUAACAUCUUUAGCCGAAAUACACUCAUUGAGAGGAAGCCCAUACUGGAUGGCUCCUGAGGUUAUAAUGAAUAAAAAUGGGUACAGUUUUGAAGUUGAUAUCUGGAGCCUUGGGUGCACAAUUAUUGAAAUGGGAACUGGGAGACAUCCUUGGCAUCAGUAUGAACAUGUACACGCAAUGUUUAAGAUAGUAAACACUAAGGAUAUGCCAGAAAUCCCAGAGAGACUUUCUAAAGAAGGGAAAGAUUUCCUUAGUUUGUGCUUAAAACGUGAUCCGGCACAGCGCCCAUCUGCAACUCAGUUGCUGCGCCAUCCUUUUGUUCAAGACAAUCAGGAAAUCAGUGGGGCCAAAUGCAACACCACUUUGAGAAAUGGACUAUCUUCGCCUGCAGAGUCCAACAAAGAACCUUCAUUGAAGAGAAGUGUUGCUCCUCUGCGGGACAUUGGAGGGAUAAGAGCGCGAGGUUUUACGGGAUCUUCCUCAGCAUGCGUUUCACCCCACAAAACUUCCAGGCAUAUUGAUGUGAGAGCAAACAUGUCUCUCCCGGUGUCUCCAUGCUCAAGCCCGUUACGCCAGCUGAAGCAAUGGAACUGGAGCUGCGUUGCUUCCCCAUCACAUCUGGCAUUCUCCUCGGGAUCUGUGGCCCACAACACAGUCAGUGACAUGCAGAACCAGAUGAGAGGAAGCGACCCAGUUCCAGAUCCAUGGCGCGACAUCAGCCACAGACGACAAAGCCCAUAUGACUCCCCAAAGAGAUUCUGAUUAUGAUCCGUACAGCUGUAGGAGACUAUCACUUAUCGGUAUUUUCACGGCAAAGUUAGGUGAUCUAGGAGAUGUUUGCGUUGAAAAAUCCUCGGUAACUAGGAAUCCUCAUGAUCUGAUCUAUUGUGUACGUAGAUGAUAAAGGUGUAGCUGAUGAUUGUAAACUAUGUGCAGGUGUUGUAAAUGCUCAUUGUACAUCCUGUAUAGAUUAAAUAUGACGAUGCAGGUGUUGUAAAUGGUCAUAUAAAUAAAGUAAUAGAAAAUUACACAGAUGAAGUUUCUUCC